AUGUCUAAACCAGUAGUUACGAUUAUUGGAUCACUCAAUUGUGAUUUAGUUACAUUCACAAACAAAGUCCCCCAAGGUGGAGAAACAUACACAGCAAAUUCAUUUGAAACUCAUCAAGGUGGUAAAGGAUUAAAUGAAGCAAUUGCAGUUUCAAGAUUAUCACCAACUAAUAAAAUUCAUACUAGAAUGAUUGGUAAAAUUGGUAAAGAUGAUUUUGGUAAAAAUUUAAAAAAUUGUUUAAUUGAAUCUGGAGUUGAUACUACAUAUAUUGAAGAAAUUGAAAAUAUAUCAUCUGGUGUUGCAGUAAUUAUAGUUGAAUCAAAUGGUGAGAAUAGAAUUUUAAUAACUCCAGGUACAAAUGGUGAAUUAAAACCUACAGAUGAGGAAUAUUCUAAAUAUUUUAAAGAUAUAGAUAUUGGAUUUGUUGUAUUACAAAAUGAAUAUCCUGAUACUGCUAAAACAAUUGAUUGGUUAAAAUUAAAUAAACCAAAUAUUAAUAUUGCAUAUAAUCCAUCACCUUUCAAAAAAGAACUAAUAACUAAUGAAAUAUGGUCAAAAAUAGAUUUAUUGAUAGUCAAUGAAGGUGAAGCAUUAGAUGUAGCUAAACAUUUAUUACCAAAAACUAAAAUUAAUGAAGAUGUAAAAGGGUUUGAAAAUUUAACAAUAGAAAUUCAAAAAUUAAUUAAUCAAAGUAAUAUAAAAACUGUAAUAAUAACAAUGGGAAGUAAAGGUAGUUUAUUUCAUGAUGGAAACACAACAACAAAACCAAGAUUUAUAGAAUCUAAAAAAGUUGAAAAUGUAAUAGAUACAACUGGUGCAGGUGAUACAUUUUUCGGAGGAGUUGUUUCGAAUUUAGCAUUAGGUAAAAAAAUUGAAGAUGCAGUUGAGUUUGCAACAAUUGCAAGUAGUUUGGCAAUACAGAAAAAGGGAGCAGCUGAAGGAAUUCCAACUUACGAAGAAGUUUUAAAAAAUUUAUAG
Lodderomyces jiufengensis is the source of this 978-nucleotide messenger RNA. RefSeq names its product putative ribokinase (gene RBK1). Lineage: Eukaryota; Fungi; Ascomycota; Pichiomycetes; Serinales; Debaryomycetaceae. Bases 1 to 978 code for a protein of 325 amino acids. Gene Ontology annotation, biological process: D-ribose metabolic process. Gene Ontology annotation, molecular function: ribokinase activity. The record is from RefSeq and is a predicted model, not a curated record. The transcript has a single exon.